AAGUGCAAUCCAACAAGAAGCACCAUUUAACUUUACCUAUAUAUGUAGCUCCUAAGCAACAUUGCAUUCCACCUGAAUAUAUGCAUCCAAAACAUGAAGUCGCCUGACUUUGUUGCUGCUUUCUUUCUGUUCCUAGUGUGGACUUUCAUCUUUUUUGGUCAUGGAACGGCACAGACAGUUGCGUUUUACGUACACAACAAGUGCCCCUUCAACAUAUGGCCAGCAACUGCCCCCAACGCCGGAAAGGCCGUGAUAGCUGAUGGUGGCUUCUACCUCCCCGCUGGCAAGACUCAGCGCGUUACUGCCCCGUGGUCAUGGAGCGGUCGGAUUUGGGCGCGAACAGGAUGCAACUUUGUUUCCAACGGGAAUCCUGCUUGCGAAACAGGAGAUUGUGACGGACGAUUAGCAUGCAAAGGGCUAAUAGGCAAUCCACCAGUGACACUAGUGCAAGUUUCAGUUCAAGGCGACAAAGACAAGCUGAAUUUCUACGAUGUGAGCGUGGUUGAUGGAUACAAUCUUCCGGUCGUGGUCUUAUCAAAUCCAGUAGCAUCCAAUUGCACUAUCGGAGGGUGUUUGAAAGAUUUGAAAACUCGGUGCCCCAAAGAGCUUAAGGUUUUAAACAAGAAAGGGGAAGUUGUGGCGUGCAAAAGCGCUUGCUUGGCGUUUAAUACGGACGCGUAUUGUUGCCGGAAAGAGUAUGGAACCCCAGAAAAAUGCAAGCCGAGUGUGUACUCAAAGUUAUUCAAAGAUGCUUGCCCUUCGUAUUACAGCUAUGCUUAUGAUACACCACCUCCAUUGGUGACCUGCAAGGCGAGUAAGUAUGUGAUCACAUUUUGUCCUGCGGGGUGGGGUGCUGCUGGUGCUGGGUAUAUCUCCAUGUAGGUUAAAGACUAGUUUGCCCCAUGUUGUGUUACUUUGAAAUUCGGGUGUAAAGGCUAAUGUACAAUUGAUAAUCAACACCACAAAUAAUGUUGUUGGAGAUUUAA
Molecule: messenger RNA, 986 nt
Organism: Malus domestica (apple)
Lineage: Eukaryota; Viridiplantae; Streptophyta; Magnoliopsida; Rosales; Rosaceae
Product: thaumatin-like protein
Biological process (GO): defense response
Cellular component (GO): extracellular region
Source: RefSeq, a predicted model, not a curated record